Penicillium canescens is the source of this 1494-nucleotide messenger RNA. Its product is annotated as sugar transporter. Bases 1 to 1494 code for a protein of 497 amino acids. Lineage: Eukaryota; Fungi; Ascomycota; Eurotiomycetes; Eurotiales; Aspergillaceae. Gene Ontology annotation, molecular function: transmembrane transporter activity. The record is from RefSeq and is a predicted model, not a curated record. The transcript has 6 exons. Gene Ontology annotation, biological process: transmembrane transport.
AUGGAUACAGAGAAGAAACAAGAACUAUCGAAAGAGCAAAGUCUCUCUGAAGGUGCUAUGGUACCCCAUCAUGAGACAGAUCCUAGUUCGAAUAUAGCCGUCAUUCACGAUGCCAUAGAAAAUAUCGGCAUGGGUCGAUACCAGUGGGGAUUGACGCUCUCCUGCGGCUUCGGAUUCAUUGCAGACCAAAUGCUCCUCGUCACAAUAAGCCUUAUCAUGCCGCAGGCAUCCAAGGAAUUCGCACCUUUACAUGCAACACUUCUAUCUGCCACUCAGUAUGCUGGCUUAUUGGUGGGGGCCUUGGUAUUUGGGUUCGGGGCCGAUAUUAUCGGCCGCCGCAUAGCAUGGCAGGCUUCGAUUUUUGGGGUGUCUAUUUUCACGACGAUCUGUGGCGCCUCGCCUAAUUGGGCGGCAUUGAAUGUAUUCGUUGCCCUGGCAGGCUUCUUUGGUGGAGGCAACUUGGCCAUAGAUCUGACGGUUCUUGCCGAGGCUUUACCCCGCAAAUGGGGAUUUCUUCUAAGCGCCUUGGCUUGUUUGUGGGGGCUGGGAAACACAUUCACUGGGCUGAUCGCUUGGCCACUCGUGGCGAACUUCUGUUGCCCAGAUGGCGCUACGCCCGCUACGUGUACCAAAAGCGAUAAUAUGGGCUGGAGGUAUCUCUACAUAAUCAUUGGCUGCCUCUGCCUGGUCAUGUCCAUUCUUCGCUCGUUCGUUUUGAAUAUGAGUGAAUCACCGAAAUGGCUUAUCUCCCAAGGCAAGUUGAAUGAGGCAGUAGUUUCUAUCAACAAAAUCAGUAAGAUCAACAGGUCCGCAUAUAUUGUUUCAAGCGAACAACUCCACCCACAUCAUGCAGGGGCUCCCAAUAGUUUGGGAAACACCUUUAGUAUGGUAGCUGGUUUAUUCCGGGGCCGCCAACAAAUUCGUUCUAUGAUCUGUCUUAUCAUUCUCUGGCUUCUGGUCGGCAUAGCAUACCCUAUAUACACUGUCUUCCUGACAUACUAUCUCGAGGCCCAUGGGGCCAAACUAGGCACCGGAGGCAUUUAUCAGACCUACCGCGACUGGUCCGUGUCCUCGGCUGUUGGAAUUUUCGGCCCUGUCUUCAGCGCUGUCCUGAUUCAAACGAGAUUCCUUGGACGUCGUCGCACUAUCAGCGUUACAGCAUUUGCUUGCGCUAUAUUCGCCGGAGCCUUUACAACUGUGAAGAAUGAGUCCCAGAAUUUGGCCUUUUCUUGCAUGAUAAACUUCUGGUUGAAUGCCUUGUAUGGAGUGAUCUAUGGAUAUACCCCCGAGGUUAUGCCCGAUAAGUACCGGGGGACGGGGUGUGGUUUGGCCCUCGCUUGCGGCCGUGUUGCAUCCCUGUCAGCCCCUUUCAUUGCCACCUGGGGUAAUGUAUAUACCUCGGUCCCAAUUUUUGUUUGCUGUGGCCUUUUUGUUGCGAUGGGACUUGUGUCCUUAGUUUUACCAUUCGAGCCUCGCAAUUUUGGUAAUCAGUAG